AUGUUCUCCUCGCCAUCCGGGGUAGGCAUUCGAAUAUCGUCGUCAGGUAGAUUGGCUUGCGACGAACCGGACCUCGCCAAGAAGCAUCCCGAGUCCAUCUCUCACCCCGUCUUGCUCGUCGUGAAAAAGGAGGUUAAAAAGGAGGUUGGGGUCCAGGAGAAGGGUCUGGGGAAGGGGGACCUGAAGAUUGACGAGGACGAGGAGGACGAGGACAAGAAGAAUUGGACGAAGCACGUCUGGACGCGCAACCCCUCCGAAACCAGCCAGAAGGAGAUCACCUUUCGCCAAGCGCUCCUCAUUGAGGGUCGGCUCGCGUCCAAGACCAUCCUCUACGUCCGGAAGUGCGCGCCCUCCUCAUCGAGUGGAAGAAGAGGCGCAACAGCAUCAAAUUCUACGUUCGCCGGCACGGACGAGCAGACCUUGAUCCCGUAUAUACUCACGGCGCUCAACGACACUGAGCUCGCGUUCAAGUUCGCUUCGCGUGGGAACUCGUCCGGCGCCGACGACCUACACAUCAAGCAGUACCAACAACUCUUCCAGUCCGGCAACUUCGGCGAGGCGGCAAAGAUCGCGACCAACUCGCCGGGCGAGAUCCUUCGUACUGCGCGGGACAUCGAGAGCUUCAAGCAGAUGCCUGCGCCGCCUAGCGGCACGUGGCCCAUCUUGCAGUACUUCGGUAUCUUGCCCGAGAAGGGUAAACUCAACGACCUUGACAAGGAGCUCGGCGAUAUCGUCCGCCUACAUGACCUCAUCCUCGCCCUCUCCGUCUACCUCCGCGCCAACGUCCCUAACGAGGUCAUCGCCUGCUUCGCCGAGACCGGCCAGACGGACAAGAUCCUGCUCUACGCCAAUAAAGUCGGUUUCCACCCGGACUACGUCGGUCUCCUGCAGCACAUCAUGCGCACCAACCCGGACAAAGGCGCCGAAUUUGCCGCACGGCUGGUCAACAACGAGUCAGGGCCCUUGAUCGACGUCGAGCGCGUCGUCGACAUCUUCAUGGCGCAGAACAUGAUCCAGCCUGCGACGAGCUUCUUGUUGGACGCGCUCAAGGAGAAUAAGCCGGAGCAAGGGCAUUCGCAGACGAGGUUGCUCGAAAUGAACUUCUUGCAUGCGCCGCAGGUCCCGGACGCGAUUCUCGGCGACGAGACGUUCUCACACUACGACCGCCCGCGCAUUGCCAACUUGGUUCGCGUAUGCCCUGCUCAGAAGAUGAGACACAUGACAAGAAGGUAUCCGAGGCGGGAGCACGUACGCGCUGAGCUCAUCGAAGAUGGAGUCCCUCGCACACCCACUGCUCGGAUGCAUAUUCACCAAAAGCUUUGA
Messenger RNA from Peniophora sp. CBMAI 1063, 1323 nucleotides. Lineage: Eukaryota; Fungi; Basidiomycota; Agaricomycetes; Russulales; Peniophoraceae. The record is from the annotation of a GenBank genome assembly.